UGAGAUAUUGCUUUCAUUGUGGAUGUAUCGCAAUUUUUUUUGUCGAAUCAAAUAUUGAAACGCAAUCACGUAAACGUAACAUAUAAAAUCGUGCAUGGGCGAAAGAGUCGACGUAGUCAAUAUAGUCGGAAGUAAAUAGUGACAUAGUUACCUUUCAUGAUUGAUGCAUGAUUAUAAAUUGCAACUGCAAAGCCCUAAAUCAACCAGACGUUAGUCAACAGUUGAUAAGGUUGAUUCGAACUUUAUUGCCAAGUCAGAUCAGUCGGUUGAGAUUUUCCUUUUUUUCCUAUUUGAUAAUAUAUUGUGACUAAAGUGGUGUUCCAUUGCUCUCACUUCGAUUUGUUUCUGAGUGCUAUAUAUUGCCGUAUAUUGCGGUAUUUUUUUCCACAUUAAUCGGCGAAACAUGCAAACUUUAGGGUGUUAGAAUUUAUGGGGCAAGAAAAGAUUUAUCGGUGGUAAAUUCAAACAUUUCCCAUUUUUAUUUAUAUCUCGGUUCAAUCAAGGAUAAAUAUUAUACGGCGCUAAUUAGUCGGUUUUUACAAUCAUGGCACAUGCGAAUGUUUAUGGUGUAAAUGUUAAUUGAAGACCGUUCGGUGAUUGUGAAGUAAAUCAAUUUCGUAGACCAGUCGAGUGUGGGAUCUGAUGAGAGUGAUGUAUUCGAAUGAAAUUUAGUGUAAACGUGUUGGUUUAAAUGUAAACGAAACGAAGAGGAAGAAAGAAGAAGAAAAAUUUGAAAAGAAAAUUUGAUCCAUAAAAUCAGAUAUAAAAGUUGUACGGACUCGGGUUUUGAAUAAUUUGAAAAGAGGUUUAUGGAAAUCAGACUAUAAGAACGAUAGAAAAGCGAGCGAAAAAAAAAGAGCAAAAAAGUCGGGAAAAAUCAUAUAAAAGAAGCAAACAGAAAGUCUGCCGUAAUCCUACGCCAGAUUAUCUUUGUGCUAAUAAAUUGAAAAAGUAAAAUUAAUUUUUAAAACAAAAGUGCGUGCUAGUUCGCUAUUAAAACGGACAAGAAGAAAAAAAAGUUUUUUUUUGUCAGUUUUUCUAUCCGAACAAAACGAAACAGCGAAGUCAUCAGUUAUAUAUACACAGAGAGCGAGAGAGCCGAGCGAAAGGGAUUUAAACUUUGUCAUUAGAAUCGAGAGAAAAAAACACUCACAACAUUCAACUGUGUGUUGCAUUGUUGCAAAAGAAACGGAGUGGUUAUAUUACAUCGAUGAUGAUGUUGCAACUAUUCCAUCACAUUCAUUUUAUUAUCCCAACGAUGCUCUACUUUUCCAAUGAUGUUGUUAAAACGGAUAAUGUGCAGGGAACAUCAUCGGAACAAACUAAUCAACAACAUAAUUUCUACAAUCUACCGUAUGUGGCGUCGAACUACACAGCCAAUGUAACGUAUCAGAUUGGUACUCAUGCGUUUUUACAUUGUAAGGUUAGUGCCACGAUUCAACAGCUCGGCAACAGAUCAGUUUCAUGGGUCCGUGUGGAUAAUCAAAAUAUUAUAUCUGUCGAUCGGGAAUCAUACAUUGCAAGCGAACGGUACAUACCAUAUCUAAAAGAAACGUCCAACCAAUGGUCACUUCAAAUAAAAUUCGUCGAACCGCAAGAUGCUGGCCUGUAUGAGUGUCAAGUCGCAGUGGAACCGAAAGUUAGCUCAAGAAUUCAGUUAUAUGUCACUGUUCCAGUGACCGAAAUUACGGGUGACUCGGAUCGUUAUGUAAAGGCCGGCAGCAAUGUAACACUAACUUGCAUUGUCAGUGCAUAUGUUGAACCACCACGCUUUAUCAUUUGGUAUCAGGAUGCAACCAAAAUUCUGGCAGAAAAUUAUCGUGGCACCAUUCGUGAGGAGAAGAAAUUUAACGACACGUCCCCGAUUUCGAUUUCCAAAUUGACCAUCCCAUCGACGAAGAAAAUGGAUUCCGGAAAUUAUACCUGCAGCCCGACAAAUGCGGACUCUGCCACUAUUUCAUUGCACGUGAUAAACAGCGCUGAAUCCGCAUCAGCUGUAACAUCAUCCGGCUGCACCCAUGGAUUUUACGUAAAAGUAUACGGUCUCUUUUUGGUUAUCCUCCUUUCAUGUCAACAUACAUGACGUGCUCAUAGUUUAAAUUAAAUUUGGUCUGAAUGGAAGUCGCAUAAUAUGUAACAAGUGAAAAUCAUAUUUCGUUUUUGUGAAUUGGAAUGGAAAUAUUGUAGAGAGG
Messenger RNA from Bradysia coprophila, 2192 nucleotides. Its product is annotated as neurotrimin-like. Gene Ontology annotation, biological process: synapse organization. Gene Ontology annotation, cellular component: neuron projection membrane. The record is from RefSeq and is a predicted model, not a curated record. Lineage: Eukaryota; Metazoa; Arthropoda; Insecta; Diptera; Sciaridae.